This is a messenger RNA of Conger conger (European conger), 1982 nucleotides long. It is a transcript of the gene lrrc17, whose product is annotated as leucine rich repeat containing 17. The transcript has 4 exons. Lineage: Eukaryota; Metazoa; Chordata; Actinopteri; Anguilliformes; Congridae. The record is from RefSeq and is a predicted model, not a curated record. The coding region runs from base 239 to 1534 and encodes 431 amino acids. Gene Ontology annotation, cellular component: plasma membrane. Gene Ontology annotation, molecular function: protein binding.
CUGCCUGAGCAGAGAGGCUGUUCUCCAGGGGUGCCGCUCCACGCUCGCGACCGGACCCAGCCCGCCGCACGACUGACCUGAGUGCAGCCCGAGAGGUCCAAGUAGAUGAUCCUGUGACAGCCCUUCCCUGUGGCCAGGGACUGCAGCUGUAACUUCGCCCUAGCCAACCAGGAAAGGCUCAACGUUCGAAAAAGACCCGCCACAGCCGCGAGAGUCCCCGAACCAGCCGGCAGCGGGAAUGCGGGUGAUCGCUCUGAUGGUCCUCCUGGCCCUCGGUUCGGCCGAGCCCCGGAAGGCCAGGCCCGAGGGCAGGCGGGGCCGGGGGAGGGGUAGCAGGAGGGCGGGCACCGUCAAGCGCUUCGCCGGCGAGUGCAAGGAGUAUACCGAGGCGGGGGACAAGUACCUGGACUGCCAGGACAAAGAGCUGACCGCUGUGAUCACGGGCUGGCCGGAGGACACCGUGCACCUGCUGCUGGCCCGGAACAAGAUGCAGGUGCUGCGGGCCGACACCUUCGCCCACUUCAGGGGCCUCAAGAGCCUGGACCUGCAGCAGAACCAGAUCGACAAGAUCGAGGAGGGCGCCUUCAACGGCCUCAGCAAACUGACCACCCUGCUGCUGCAGCACAACCGCCUGCAGGUGCUGACCGAGGAGGUCCUCAUCCCGCUGCCGCGCCUGAAGCACCUGCGCCUGUACGACAACCCCUGGAGCUGCCACUGCCACCUCGACAGCCUGGUGCGCCACCUGCAGGUGCCGGGCAACCGCAACCUGGGCAACUACGCCAAGUGCGCCGAGCCCGUCAACCUCCUGGGGCAGAAGCUGAAGCGCAUGAAGGUGGAGCUGCUGUGCCCGGAGGAGAACGACCUGAAGCCCGAGGAGAUCCCGCAGGGGCCCAUCACUGGCGUGAAACCGCCAGACGCCACCACCAGCUGCCGCACCUACAUGUUCCCCAAGCCCCUGCUGGACUGCAGGAACCAAGAUCUGAAGAAUGUUCCAGCUGACCUCCCCUCUGACAUAGUCAAGAUGGACCUCUCCAAAAACAGCAUCAAACAGCUCAGAGCCAAAGAGUUUGUGGCCGCCAAGGACCUGAAGUUACUGAACCUCAGCAGCAACAACCUUGACCGUAUUGAUACAGCUGCGUUUUCUGGCCUCCUGUACCUCAGAGAGCUGGACCUCUCCAACAACAGCCUGCGUUUCUUCCAGUACGGGGUCCUGGAAGACCUGUACUUCAUCAGGAAGCUGGAGCUGGGAGACAACCCCUGGAUAUGUGACUACAACAUCCACUACCUGAUCUACUGGCUCAAGCACCACACCAACGUGGAGUACUCAGGGCUCAAGUGCAGCUCCCCACCCAAGUACAGUGGCUGGCAGGUUGAGGAGUACGUCAAGACCUACAACGCAGAGUGUCCCGAAGACCUACUACUGGGUUACUCGGAAAACGGCCAGGAGCUCGCUGUCGAAACCGAGGAGGAGGAGAUGGAACUCCCCCGACCGCUAACAACCUUUAAGAAAUUCGAAAUCACAAGGUUGAGUUAAAAAAAAGACUCAUUUGACCGCCCCCCCCCCCCCCUCCUCCGCAAGAACUGUAUUUUUUGUAGGACAGUCUAAUUCAGUCUGUAUCAGAUCAAAGCUCAUUCUUUUGUUCUAAAUCAUUACUUAUUGAGAACGAUUGCCGUUUUUAGUUAGUUUUUUUUUAAACAAUAAUAUUUCAUACUGAGACUAAUUUGUAUAAAAGUGAUUAUCUUUUUUUUACUUUGGGUUUGUCUUUCUGUCAAUGAAAUAAAACUGCCUGUUUUUUUUUCUGAAGCCCUCUCGUAAUAAUAAGUAGAUGGUUGUGAAUACAAAAAAGCAUUUUUGCACAAUAUAACAACCUCUUUGUGUACUACUGUCAUGACUGAAUUUCUGAACCUGAAAACUAAGGUGUGCAAUUCACAUUGUACUCAUGAAGUCCAAAUAAAGUACAAAUCACGUUUGGACUAAACUA